AUGUUGUGGAAACUAGCAGAUAAUGUCAAGUAUGAAGAGGACUGCGAGGACCGGCACGAUGGGAGCAGCAACGGGAACCCACGGCUCCCCCACCUCUCGGCGGUCAGCCAGCACCUGUACAGCCCGGCUCCUCCGCUCUCCCACUCGGGCGCCUCUGACUUCCAGCCCCCCUACUUCCCACCCCCCUACCAGCCGCUGCCUUACUCCCAGUCCAGCGAUCCCUACUCCCACCUCGGGGACCCCUUCUCCAUCAACCCUCUGCACCAGCCGCCGCCGCCGCCCCCCAGCCAGCAGCAGAGCGCCUGGCCCAACCGGCAGAGCCAGGACCCGGCCGGCCUCGCCCCCCACAGCCGCCCCGGCCUCGUCCCCCACCUCUCGGCGCUGGAGAGCGGCUCCGCCGGCGGCCGCAGGGAAACGUACCGACGCUCCGAGCUCCUCCUGCCCCAUGGGCACGGGCUGGACGCCUCUGCGCUUGCUGAUAACCUGGGCCUGCACGACAUGGCCCAUCAGAUGGAGGAGGUGCAGAACGUGGAAGAUCAACACUUAUUAAUGCAUGACCAGACAGUCAUUAGAAAAGGUCCCAUUUCCUUAACGAAAAAUAGUGCUUUGAGUCUCCCCUGCCAAAAAGAUGGAUUAAUUGGAGUGGUCAUAAACCCCAAUGAAGUAUUCUGUUCGGUUCCGGGGAGACUUUCCCUCCUCAGCUCCACAUCGAAAUACAAAGUGACAGUAGCAGAGGUGCAGAGGCGGCUCUCGCCCCCCGAGUGUCUCAAUGCCUCUUUGCUAGGAGGAGUUCUCAGAAGGGCCAAAUCUAAAAAUGGUGGCAGAUCAUUAAGGGAAAAACUGGAUAAAAUUGGCUUGAAUCUUCCUGCUGGUAGAAGGAAAGCUGCAAAUGUGACACUGUUGACAUCUUUGGUGGAAGGUGAAGCUGUACAUCUUGCUCGUGACUUCGGUUAUGUAUGUGAGACAGAAUUUCCCUCCAAAGCAGUGGCUGAGUAUUUAACAAGACCACACAUGGGCCGCAAUGAAAUGGCAAACAGGAAGAAUAUGCUUCUUGCUGCAAAGCAGAUUUGUAAGGAAUUCACAGACCUCCUCACUCAGGACAGAACUCCUCUUGGAAACACAAGACCUAGUCCCAUCUUGGACCCUGGCAUCCAGGGCUGUUUGACUCAUUUUAGCCUGAUCACACAUGGCUUUGGGAGUGCUGCCAUCUGUGCUGCCAUGACAUCCGUCCAGAACUACCUAAAUGAAGCAUUAAAAAUAGCAGACAAAACAUACAUGAACGCUGGCGACCAGAGCCCUGCAGAAACCAACAAAACCAUUGAUAAAAUGGAUAAGCACAGGAAGUAA
Messenger RNA from Apus apus (common swift), 1347 nucleotides. It is a transcript of the gene TFAP2C, whose product is annotated as transcription factor AP-2 gamma. The record is from RefSeq and is a predicted model, not a curated record. Gene Ontology annotation, cellular component: nucleus. The transcript has 7 exons. NCBI's taxonomy places the organism in Eukaryota, Metazoa, Chordata, Aves, Apodiformes, Apodidae. The coding region runs from base 1 to 1347 and encodes 448 amino acids. Gene Ontology annotation, molecular function: RNA polymerase II transcription regulatory region sequence-specific DNA binding; DNA-binding transcription factor activity, RNA polymerase II-specific. Gene Ontology annotation, biological process: anatomical structure development; regulation of transcription by RNA polymerase II; regulation of cell population proliferation.